AAGAUCAAUAGAGAUUUUAUAGGGUUUAAAAAAACCCCAUGUUGUACUGGAGAGCAGGUGCUUUUCAAAUUUGGCCCAGAUCCAAAGAGAGGGACAGUCUUGGUAAAAGCUGCUAAUUGUAAAUAGUCUAGUCCAGUCAGUUUGCCACUGUCUCAUCUUGUCUGCAGCUACUCUUGCAGUCUCAUCCAUUGAGGUUGCAGUGAAGUGAAUGUUGUGAAGAACCAGUGGCCAAAUCCAUUCCAAUGGAUCUUCUGCAAGUGGAACAAUCAAGUCAGGAGUGAUGACAUGAAAAUAAUGGUAUUUCAAGCACUGCAAGGACUGCUUAGGGGUAGCGUGUUUCUGACCUAUAAGGGGGAAGCAGGAAGUUGCACAAGAAAAGGCAAGCACUGAUACUAUGUUUGCUAUGAAGAUAGGAUUGUACCUCCUGUCCUCCUAGUCUAGAGCUAUAAAAGCUAUAGACUGCUCUGGCUGAGGGUGUGCAUCAUCCUGUGCAGCACAGUCAUCGAGGCAGAAUCACAACACUUGCACCUUGUACCCUGCAGCUAUUUUAAACAUGAAUAAAAAUUUCAUGUUGAGUGCCAAGAGCUCAGCUGGAGCAGACUCGUGCAAACACCUGUAGUUUCACCAGAGGAAAACAAUUUUAAUCAUUUGUCCUUGGAGAUGUGCGGACUCUUCAUGUAUCAUUGCACAGAAAAGCUUUUUGUACAUUUUUUUAGAAUGCAUUGUACUACAGUUUUCAACUAUAGCAAAAAAAGUGUUUUUUUUUUUUAAUUUUUAUAGAGUAAACUUAAUUUAUUGAAGGAAUUUUAUAAUUUGUUAAGUUUAAUAUUAACUAUAGACAGGGACUUCUAAAGUUUUUAAAAUAGAACUUUUAGAAUAUAUUCUUAAGAAUGACAGUUUUUUACAGAUAGCAAAUCAUUAACUGUGUCACAUGGUUUCCAUAUGAAUUUAGUUUCACUUUGUGUUAUAUCAGUAAGGCCUUUAACUUUCUUUGGAUUGCAAGUCUUGUAAAGGUAUGGAUGGGAAACCUGCAAAUAUGCAAAUCUACAACUUUUGAACUGAAAAAACCUCUAUCCAUGGCCAGUAUUCAGGAACCACUAAUGAAGAAUGACUCCACCAAUUAAAAAGACAAUUUACAUUUAUCUUUUCCAGAAUAGAUAUGUAUCAAGGAAGUUAAUUUAAUAUUUAAAUCAAGAACAUACAAAAAUGCAAGUCCCUUUGCCAUAAUAAAAAUGCAUAACCCAACUUUCCUUUGUAUAGAGCCCUAUGAGCAGGUGAUAUCAUCAGUAAAAAGACUCUAUUGUAGUAAAGCAUUUAGAUUCCUUUACAUGAAGUGAGGAGAGAAUGAUAAGUGGCAGUCUAACACAUGAUGAAAUUUACUAAGCAGAAUUUUUUUGUUUUAGUUGGCGGAAUUAUAAUUUAUGUAGUUGAUAUUGGAGUGGACUUUUAGGUAGCUAGUAAAUAUUUCUGUCAAGGACAAUAUUCUUGGAGUAUAUUGACACUGUGUUUUAGAGGUCUUUCAUCAUUAGUAACUCAGAUAUUUAGUUAUGAAUGGUUUAAAAACGACUGGGAAGGUACUGAUACUGGGAAGUUGAAAUGGAUUUUUCUAGUUCAUCUCUUUCACUGUGGAAUUUUUAUAAGGUAUUGGUUUGCUUUGAAAUAUGGCUGCCAAGCUGCAUUUAAACUAAAAAGCAGUGGGGAUGCUUCAGAAACAGAUCCUUCCAACUUCAUUAAAAAACAAGCUAUUGACACAGUGACUGAUAUUAACAUGCUCAGAGUGUUCAAGGCUUUUCUUAAGACCACACCACAACUUUUUGUCCAGAUUUACAUCCUCAUGCAACAUGGCAAAACUAAUUGCUAUCAAGAUGCUGCCAUUUUUAUGUCUUUUUUGUGGUAUCUCCUUUUCAAUGGUUGAUUAUCAGAUGUCAUUAUGAAAAUCUCUGCCUGACAAAGGUGAAUUUCGUGUGCCUUCCAAGUUCAUGUAUCUCUUCUAUAAACUGCUUACCAUCACUUCUUGGGUACUCAGUAUUUCACUUAUCACUCUACUGAGUGUUACAAUUUCUGUAAUUCUGCUGAUAUUUCUUUGGAUCUGUGGCUUCAUUUGGACUUUGAAACAAUGUACAACAUUUUGCAAAUCUAAGAAGGUGGAAUAUCUGUACAGAACUGUAGUUGGAAUAAUUCUAAUUUUUACAUUAUUUAACAUAAAGGAGAGAAGAACGAAAGUUUGCAUUUCUAUUUAUUAUGCUACUCACACUGUAGUAACUCUAGGUAUUUUGUUUGUAUAUGUGUUCUGGAAACCUUCCAUUAUCAAGGAAAUACAUU
Molecule: messenger RNA, 2322 nt
Organism: Chiroxiphia lanceolata (lance-tailed manakin)
Lineage: Eukaryota; Metazoa; Chordata; Aves; Passeriformes; Pipridae
Gene: XKR9
Product: XK related 9
Exons: 5
Biological process (GO): apoptotic process involved in development; engulfment of apoptotic cell; phosphatidylserine exposure on apoptotic cell surface
Cellular component (GO): plasma membrane
Source: RefSeq, a predicted model, not a curated record